This is a messenger RNA of Dentiscutata erythropus, 193 nucleotides long. The record is from the annotation of a GenBank genome assembly. Lineage: Eukaryota; Fungi; Glomeromycota; Glomeromycetes; Diversisporales; Gigasporaceae.
AAAGAGCAAAAGAAGGAGAAAAAGGGACAGGGAGGGACAGAACGAGAGGAACAGAGAGGGAGGAGGAGAGUGUGUAGAAGUGGGGAUGUGGGUGUGGGAUGGAGAGAGAAAAAGAAAGAGAAGUGGAAAAAGAGGGUAGGAAAAGAGAAAAAAGAACGAAAAGCAAAGAAAUAUAGAAAGAGCGAAAGAAGAA